AUUCCUCCGAGCAUUGUUACUGGGCACCGAUAGUACCUAAUACUCUUAUACUUAAUUAAACCAAUAGCUAUAUUAACAUAUAAGAUAAGAGGGUGAUGGUUUUUAACAUUUCUCUAUUAAUCCUAAUUAAUAUACUACAAAUCACUUGUCACGUGUGUCAAGAUUGACUAAAAAGCCGAUUGCGAACUUGGAAAGCCUCUUAAACAUUUUUCUUCUCUAUAUAUUUAUAUGUACCUUGAAUUUUACUAUAAUUGUCAAUCUUUCCCGAUCAAUAAGUAAAAUAAGGAUUUUAAUAUUUAUUUUAGAAAGAGAAAAAAGAAUGGUUCAUCCAAUUCCAGACAAUGUUCUGGAACUGUGGAAUGAGUGGAAUAUUAGGGCAAUCAUUUUAUUCAGUCUGGCAUUACAGGCAUUUCUGAUUGUGGCCGCUCCACUCAGAAAACGCUCCUCCAGGAAACUCAUCAUUUUCUCACUCUGGACGGCUUAUUUGCUUGCGGAUUGGGCGGCCAACUUUGCUGUAGGCCACAUUUCCAGCAAACAAACUGACAAAUCUAGUGCUGGCUCCAAAUCCAGUAACCGAGCAGACGGCAUGAUCCAGGCCUUUUGGGCCCCAUUUCUUCUUCUUCACCUUGGUGGCCCUGACACCAUUACUGCCUUUGCUCUUGAGGACAAUGAGCUCUGGCUCCGCCACUUGUUGGGUCUCGUAACUCAGGUUUUUAUGACUGCUUAUGUUUUCAUCCAAACUGUCCCGGGAAACGAUCUAUGGAUACCGACGGUCCUAAUGUUCGUCGGCGGAAUCAUCAAGUACGCCGAGCGAACUCGGGCUCUCUACAAGGCGAGCUUAAACAGUUUCCGUGAAUCUUUACUCAAAACACCAGAUCCUGGUCCGAACUACGCUAAGCUGAUGGAGGAGUACUCGUCAAAGAAAGAAGCUAGACUACCAACGGUGAUCCAGUUGAUCGCAGAGCCCGAUACAGAGUCGAGAGCCUUUAGCAAAGACGUGGCACAAGGUGACCUGAAAGAGAUUGAGAUCGUUACCUGCGCCCAUUACUACUUCAACAUCUUCAAAGGUCUAAUUGUGGACUCCAUCUUCAGCUUCAAAGAGCGCGACGAGAGCCGUGAGUUUUUCAUGAUUAGGACGGCUGUGGAUGCUUACAGAGUCAUCGAGGUUGAGCUCAACUUCAUGUACGAAGUGCUCUUCACAAAAAUCGAAGUGGUUCAUAACUUGGUCGGCUACAUAUUCCGUUUCUUAGCUUUUGGCUCUACCUUUGUCACUCUUGGACUCUUUUACGUUUUUGAUAAAGACGAUUUCAAGCCCUUUGAUGUCAAAACUACUUACAGUUUGCUUCUUGGGGCGAUUUUUCUGGAUGUUGUAGCUCUUUUUAAUCUCAUCUUUUCGGAUUGGACUGUGGUUGGAAUGGAGAAGUACCCGAGAAUAAGAAGGUCGUCGGUUUCGAGAAUGUUUGAAUGUUUCCUCAAAUUGCAGAGACCAUAUUGGCAUGAUUAUUGGGAAAGCAAUUUUGUUAAAAGGGGGCUAAGAACGGCACUAUUUCGGCGGUGGACCGAGGCGAUAACCGGCUACAAUUUCAUAACUUAUAAUCUAAGAGAACGUCCGGACGAACAAGGCAAUGAUCAACCUAACCAAAAUUGUAUCAAAUGGUCAGUAAACAAGAUCAACUUUGCCUACGGUGAAGUUUUCAAAUAUCUUAAUAAAAUUUCUGAGUUCGUCACUGAUAAUUUGGGUUUGACAACUCUUGUGGACGAUUUGAAAUACGCCAUUAGAUACAGAAUGAAUGGUGAAUUAUGGAAUUUCAUAUUUAAGGAGUUACAAGAGAAAGCAGAGGAUGCUGAAGAUCCCGAAAUCGCGAAAAGAAUCUGCGAAGCAAAAGGCUCUUAUGUUCUUCUAGAAGGUACUAAAUACAAGAACAAGGAAGAAAAGGAAAAGAUAAAGAAGUUACUUCCUUACAUAGAUGAGGUCACUUAUGAUGAGAGCCUUCUGUUAUGGCACAUUGCUACCGAACUAUGUUACCAGCAUUAUAUUAGUGAAUGUAGUGACAAAAAACUUGAUCCCAAGAAAAAUUAUAGGUAUAAUGAACACUAUCAAUUUUGUAAAGUACUUUCAGAUUACAUGCUCUAUCUAUUGGUGCUGCAACCAACAAUGAUGUCUGCCAUUGCUGGGAUUGGGCAAAUCAGGUUCCGAGACACGAGUGAGGAGGCAAAGAAGUUCUUCGUUCGGAGAGGGAAAGGGAAGGGGCAAGAGAAGGAGGCGUGCUUGGACAUUCUUGGGGUUGAUACAGAAGUGAAACCUGAGACGGUGAAAGGGGACAGGAGUAAAUCUGUUUUGUUUGAUGCUUGUAUGUUGGCCAAAGAACUUGAUAAGUUUGAUGAGAAGAUUAAGUGGGAGAUAUUGAGCAGUGUUUGGGUGGAGAUGUUGUCGUAUGCGGCUAGUCAUUGUCGUCCGGAAAGUCAUGCUCAGCAAGUUAGUAAAGGUGGGGAGCUUAUUACUUUCGUUUGGUUGCUCAUGUCUCAUCUUGGAUUGGGAGAUCAGUUUCAGAUCAAGGAGGGUCAUGCCAGAGCAAAACUCAUCGUCCAAAAGUAGCUUCAAUUAAUUAAUUUAAUACCCUAGCUAAUAUAAUAUUAAUUUGUAUUUAUGAUUUUAUUCUCAUCACAUUAAUUUCAUUUUCUCUUGUUUUUCUUUUUCCCUUGUAGUUCUUGUACCAUUUCUCUAUUUCUACGUAUUAGAGUUUUUGCAUGAAUCAAAAUAAGGAUUUUUUUUUUUUUAAUUAUUA
Molecule: messenger RNA, 2786 nt
Organism: Cannabis sativa
Lineage: Eukaryota; Viridiplantae; Streptophyta; Magnoliopsida; Rosales; Cannabaceae
Exons: 2
Coding region: 320-2596 (758 amino acids)
Source: RefSeq, a predicted model, not a curated record